Messenger RNA from Fusarium graminearum PH-1, 429 nucleotides. RefSeq lists its product as uncharacterized. Gene Ontology annotation, cellular component: endosome. Lineage: Eukaryota; Fungi; Ascomycota; Sordariomycetes; Hypocreales; Nectriaceae. The transcript is spliced from 3 exons. Bases 1 to 429 code for a protein of 142 amino acids. Gene Ontology annotation, biological process: vacuolar transport. The record is from RefSeq and is a predicted model, not a curated record.
AUGUCUACCACGUUUCCAAAUCUCUACACACACCGCAAAGUCGCUGACUCAGCUGCCAAAGCGUGUGACGUUUGCUACAAGUCAAGCACAUCCGUCCUCAUCACCCCAGACAAGAAGGACUUCUUCUUUGUCUGUCCCGUUCACUUGAAGGAUCGGUAUUUUGCGACACCAAAGAUCGAUGAGGAAGCGGCCAAGAAGAAGCGCGAGAAGGAGUUGGAGGAGGAGAAAGAGCGCGUCUUGAAGGAGUACGAGGAGAAGCAAAAGAAGAAGAAGGAAAAGGAAGCCAAGAAGGACAAAGACGAUAAGGACAAGGAUAAGGAUAAGGAUAAAGACAAGGACAAAGAUGAGAAGAAGGACGAGGACAAGGACAAAGAACAGAGCAGUCCUGCACCUGAGGAAGAGCCCCGUGUAUUCGAGUUGAAGACGUAA